Symbiodinium sp. CCMP2456 is the source of this 1344-nucleotide messenger RNA. Lineage: Eukaryota; Dinophyceae; Suessiales; Symbiodiniaceae. The record is from the annotation of a GenBank genome assembly.
AUGGGUAACGCAGGUUGCUGUUCCAGCAGUGAUGGGCGACCUGCCUACGAGGCCUUGUCCACAGUCGCGUCAAGCGUCACCGGACGUAAGAAAGCCCUGCUCGUUGGCCUCAACUACCGCAACACGCGUGCGGAGCUGCACGGGUGCAUCAACGAUGUGAACAACAUGCAGCAAGUCCUGGUAAAGCAGUACGGCUUCAAGAUUGAGGACAUCCUGAUGCUGAACGAGGAUCAGGACAAGACUCAAUGGCCUUACAAGAAGGUCAUCCUGGAGGGCAUGCAGUGGCUCUACAAGGAUGCAGGCAGCGGAGAUUUGUUGUUUUUCCACUACAGCGGUCACGGUUCACAGUAUUCGGUGGACAAGAAGGCUAUGCCAGCCGACUGCAUCUGCCCCCUGGACUGCCUUGACAAGGCGUGGCCAGAAGCAGUCAUCCUUGACACGGAGAUUCAUGACAAGCUCUACGAUCCGCUUCCAAAGGGUUGCAAGGCUGUCUGCGUCUUUGACUGCUGCCACUCUGCUACAGUGGCGAACCUUUGUGAGACGAUGGUCGUCAAGGAAGGGCCCCUCACUGCAGCCAAGAAAGAGAAACUGGUCAAAAGGCUGACCCGGCAAAGAGAUGACGUGGCUGCCAAGGUGCGCUUUUAUCGUGAGGUCAAUUCCGGCAAACUGGACAUCAAGAAGAAGAGCCGGGAAGAGAUGAUCCAGCUGCUGGAGAAGCUCGAGUACCCCAAGAGAGGGGCUUACUUCGAGGAUGAGCACGCGAACUACAAUUACCUGACGGGCUUGUCCAUCUCCACACUCUUCAAUGAGUCCGUGAAGAACGCUGAGGAUCUCUUGGACACGAGAACGAAGGCACUUCAACAUGUACAAAGUUUGAAGCCCGGUGAAGGUGCCAAGAUCUAUGUGGGGAACCUCGAGCAGGAGGAGCAGACUGCCUUUUCCAAGAGCCAUUCCAACAAGGAUAUCCGCUUGCGGUACCUCCCGCAACCAGAGAUGGAGCAGGAUGAAGAUGCCGCACCGGCCAGGCCUCUCGGCCAGGGCCUGCGGGGUGCCCUCCAAAAGGCCAAGUACCAAGAUCAUGAGCUUUGGAUCUUCUCCGGCUGCCAGGACGAUCAAACAAGCGCUGACGCACAUGUGGAUGGAAUCUACCAAGGAGCCUUUACUUGGGCGCUGAUCAAGGCCUUGAAGACCGAUGGUUUCAUGGAGUGCUACAGCAACCUGUUGAUCCAGAUCAAGGCAAACUUGGAGAGUGGCAACUACAAGCAGGUCCCCGCACUGUCCACGACACACAAGAUGUACCUGGACUUCGGUUUCCUUGGCAGACUCAAGGAGGAUGCACCUUAG